CUUGCAGAUACGCGGAAUAUCAUGGCGCUGACGAGGAACGUUUACAACCUGCUGUUUAGAAGAACAUCGACUUUCGCCAUCACCAUCAUGGUGGGAGCCGUUUUCUUCGAGCGAGUGUUCGACCAGGGCGGAGAUGCGUUAUUUGAAAGUUUAAACCGGGGGAAACUCUGGAAACAUAUUAAACACAACUACGAGAAGGACGAGUGAGCAGAAUGUCCUCAAAUAUCGUCUCUUGAUGGAACACCCAGCCACCACCACCAUCUCGCCAUGUUUCCUGAAGAAAAGAAAUUGGCUUUCCCAGCGUCUUUAACGCCAUCCUUUGUGGCACUGGGAUCCAGAGAGACUGUGUUCUGAUCAUCAUGGAAUACUGAGAACCAUCAGCUUGCUCUGUCUGAAUAUUGCAUCAUAUGUCUUGUGUUCCUCAAAUUUUGUAAAUGUAUACUUAAACCUGUGUUAAUAAACUUGACUUAAGAAGUUA
Molecule: messenger RNA, 478 nt
Organism: Neoarius graeffei (lesser salmon catfish)
Lineage: Eukaryota; Metazoa; Chordata; Actinopteri; Siluriformes; Ariidae
Gene: uqcr10
Product: cytochrome b-c1 complex subunit 9
Exons: 2
Coding region: 22-207 (61 amino acids)
Biological process (GO): mitochondrial electron transport, ubiquinol to cytochrome c
Source: RefSeq, a predicted model, not a curated record